CGCUCAAAGGGUUUUUAAAGCAAACACUCGGACCCUCCUAUUUGCCUCGAAUCAAACGUAGCAAUGGCUGAAGAGGCUCCAGCAUCAGAAACAUCGGUUACAAUGGCGGCACCUGAAGUGGACGAAGCCGUAGCUCCGAACGCUCAGGAAAACGGUACCUCGAAAGAGGCAACCAUAGAGUCCAACCCUGAGGGGGGCACCGAGUCCACUUGCAACAACAACAACAACAACAACGCAGCUGAGACUUCUUCCGAAGGAGAUCGAGAAAAAUCGUUGGAGUUUGCGGACCAGUUGAUGGAUAGAGGAUCCAAGGCCAUCAAGGAUAACGAUCUAGACGAGGCCGCCGAAUGUUUCAGCCGUGCCCUAGAGAUUAGGGUUGCACACUAUGGUGAACUUGCUCCUGAAUGUGUCCUUGCAUACUAUAAAUAUGGAUGUGCACUGCUGUACAAAGCUCAGGAUGAGGCUGAUCCAUUGGGUGCUGUACCCAAGAAGGAGAGUGAUUCUCAACAAGACUCUGCUAAAGAUGGAUCUGUUAAGAAUGCUAUAAACAGGGAAUCUACAUCAGCUUCUGUUUCGGAUAAUGUUGAAGAGGAAGCAAGUACGAAUCAUCAGGAUGGAGCAGCAGAUAAUGUGUCAAGUGGAAAGGACCAAGAAGAAGAAGAUGAGGAUAGUGAUAGUGAGAAUCUGGCUGAAGCAGAUGAGGAUGAGUCUGACCUUGAUUUGGCAUGGAAAAUGCUAGAUGUUGCGAGAGCAAUUGUAGAAAAACACUCAAAUGACUCAAUGGAAAAAGUGGACAUAUUAUCAGCAUUGGCAGAAGUGGCACUGGAAAGAGAGGACAUCGAAACUUCUCUCAGCGACUACCAGAAAGCACUAUCUCUCUUAGAACGGCUGGUUGAACAAGAUAGUAGACAGAUAGCUGAACUGAAUUUCCGGAUCUGUUUGUGUCUGGAGGUUGGGUCCCAACCACUAGAAGCCAUUCCAUAUUGCCAGAAAGCUAUAUCGGUUUGCAAGUCUCGAGUGCAGCGGCUCAUGAAUGAAGUAAAUGGUGCCUCAGAAUCAACAAUUUCCUCAUCUGCUUCUGAGCUAGAUCAGGGUGGCAACUCCAAUGUGUCUCGGUCUGAUAAUUCUGCAACAGAUAAAGGAGCAGAGAUUGGAACACUCAAUGACCUCUGUGGUGAGCUGGAGAAGAAGCUUGAAGAUCUUCAGCAACUGGCCCUUAAUCCAAAGUCAAUCCUCGCUGAAAUUCUAGGGUUUGCAUCCGUUAAGUCAAGUGGCAGUGAAAAGAGUGCAUCUCCAGCAGCGUUGAACUCCUCACAGAUGGGUACUGCUAACAGCAAGGGAGAUUUUGACUCCCCAACCAUUUCCACUGCUCACACGAAUGGGUCUUCUGGAGUCAUGCAUCUGGGCGUGGUAGGAAGAGGAGUCAAGCGUGUGAACUCAGUCACAGCAGAAUCAAGUCCAACAAAGAAACCUGCAUUGGAUUCAUCAGAAAAUAAAGAUGAUAGAAAAACCUCUUGAAGGUUUUGCAUUAUGGUGGCCUUUGUUUGGGAAAGGUACCCCCAAAGUAUGGAUGAUGCGGUACCUCUCGAUCCUAUUACAAAAUGUCAUGCCAUGCCAUUAAAAUUGCUUACGUAGGCAUUAAUUUUUAAUGAUAUGGCAUCUUGUGACAGGAUGAGAGUAGCACGUGUCCAUAUUUCAAGACUACCUAAUAACUAAUCCUUUCUGUAGAUGACUUGAAUUGGUUGCAAUUGAUGACGAUAAUUAGUUGUGUGGUACGAGGGUACAAUGCUUGUUUUGUAAGGUAGGAUUCGUGGGUGACCUUGCUGUAAGGUUAGAUUGUCAGUUGUCAUGAUGUGCUGAUCGGAUGGUGCAUGCUCUAACAAGCACUAAGCUUUCAUUUGUUUCAAUUGCAUCCUGCAUCUUGACCUACAUAGCGUGGUAUAUCCCAUUAAUUCACAUUACGUUUCGUGAUCGUU
This is a messenger RNA of Carya illinoinensis, 1976 nucleotides long. Its product is annotated as NASP-related protein sim3. Gene Ontology annotation, biological process: CENP-A containing chromatin assembly; DNA replication-dependent chromatin assembly. Gene Ontology annotation, cellular component: nucleoplasm. NCBI's taxonomy places the organism in Eukaryota, Viridiplantae, Streptophyta, Magnoliopsida, Fagales, Juglandaceae. Gene Ontology annotation, molecular function: histone binding. The record is from RefSeq and is a predicted model, not a curated record. The transcript has 6 exons. Bases 64 to 1518 code for a protein of 484 amino acids.